AUGCUUAAUAAUACUCAUUUACAUAAAAUAGAAGAAGAAUAUGAACGACUUAAUGUAUUAUAUGAGCGUAAUUGGACACGACUCGUCCAUGAACAACUGCGAAAAUUCGAAUCAAGUAUUGUAGCUGCAACCAAAGUGGAAGGUUUCAAUACACAUGAUUUAUUAGAACAGGAACGCCAUUGGUCAUUUACUGGAUCGUUAUUAUAUUCUGUUACAAUUAUAACAACAAUUGGUUAUGGUAAUUUAGCACCAAAAACACCAGAAGGAAAAAUUGUAACAAUGUUAUAUGCCUUAAUCGGUGUACCAUUGAUGCUGGUAUGCCUAUCAAGUUUGGGUGCAUUAUUAGCCGAUACGUUUCAAUUUAUUUACUCUUUUUUAUGCUGUGUGCCAUGUACAACUGCGACAAAAGCAAAAUCAUCCAAAAAGAAUUUAGCAGCCACAUCACAUAAUCAGAACAAAAGUAAACGACAUAAAGAAAACGAGAAGGGUUACGUUCAUACAUAUCAAAAAGCACCAAUAAUUAGUAGUACAUCGCCCAGUCCACGGCAUUUUAAUCAUCAUACUUUAAGGAGAAGUCGCGAGACAGUUAUUGGAAUCGGUGGCAGCGGACAUUAUCAUGAAGAAUUACGUGAAAUAUCAACAUUUCCACGACGAACAAUGUUAGCUACUGUAAAUACAGCUGCAUGUGGUCGACCUAAAUUACAAUCACGUGCAUUAAGUACUGAAUUGCAUCAAAUGACAACGAACAUUGGCGGCAGUACAACAAACACGGGUGAAGCACACCAUCUGUUAGCCGAGUGCACAGAUUGUUCAUCGACACCAGUGCAUCUAGCAUCGGCUACAUCAACGCUACGACGUUCUAAUAUACCACCAACGCCACCUCCACCACGGCCACCACCAACGGUGGCACAUCAUAUGUUAGUGGCAUCAGGUGGUACACUAAGUACAACAGAAACAGAUGAUGGCGAGGAUUUAGAUGAAAAUCAAAGUUCGUUAUGUGCUCACGAUACACCAUCACGUAUGCCAUUAAUAUGGCGUAAAAAUCAUUCUCAUCAUCAUCAAAACGAUAACAACGGUGAAUCAUCAUCAAAAUCACGUAAAUCAUCAACCACACAAAAUAAAAAGAAUAAUAAUCACAUAUCAAAGAAACAUAAAAAUCGUUCAAAAAAUUCAUCAAUAACAAAAUCAAUAACAAAUAAUCCAAAACGAACAUUACAUAAUAUUCCAAUUGUUUUAGUAUUAUUAAUAUUAAUUGCAUACAUAUGUGUUGGUGCCUACUUUUUUGGUGAAAUAAAUACACAAUGGACAUAUUUAGAUGGUGUAUAUUUUUGUUUUACAACAUUAUCAACAAUUGGUUUUGGUGAUUUUGUUCCUGGUAUUUUAAAUAAACAAUUGUCAACCACAACAAAUAAUAAUGGACAAUAUAUUAUAUUAAUUGCAUGUUGUACAUAUUUAUUAAUUGGUUUAGUAUUAAUUGCAAUGUCAUUUAGUUUAAUACAAGAUGAGAUUAUAUUAAAAUGUCGUCGUACAGCAAUUGCAUUCGGUUUUUUAAAUGAGAAUAAUCAUCAUCAUCAUCAUUCAUCAUCAGCAUCGAAUCAUCAAAAACAUCAUCAUCGUAAUUAUUAUGAUGAACAUUAUCAACAGCGUCAGCAUCACUGA
This is a messenger RNA of Chrysoperla carnea, 1659 nucleotides long. RefSeq lists its product as uncharacterized. The transcript is spliced from 6 exons. The coding region runs from base 1 to 1659 and encodes 552 amino acids. Gene Ontology annotation, molecular function: potassium ion leak channel activity. Lineage: Eukaryota; Metazoa; Arthropoda; Insecta; Neuroptera; Chrysopidae. Gene Ontology annotation, cellular component: membrane. The record is from RefSeq and is a predicted model, not a curated record. Gene Ontology annotation, biological process: potassium ion transmembrane transport; stabilization of membrane potential.